This is a messenger RNA of Zeugodacus cucurbitae (melon fly), 2483 nucleotides long. It is a transcript of the gene vari, whose product is annotated as protein PALS2. Gene Ontology annotation, molecular function: protein binding. The record is from RefSeq and is a predicted model, not a curated record. Gene Ontology annotation, cellular component: plasma membrane; cell-cell junction. Bases 279 to 1958 code for a protein of 559 amino acids. Lineage: Eukaryota; Metazoa; Arthropoda; Insecta; Diptera; Tephritidae. The transcript has 11 exons.
AGAGUGGAAAAUGUCAAAUACCCCGUGCGGUCUGGAAGUGUAAGCUGCGCACAUUAUGUGAGGACUCUUUUGGUUUCUUUCGGAGUUUUUAUAAGAUCUGUUCUUUCAUUAAUUUCACUAGUACUAGAUUCAUCUGGGAGGAGGGUUUCUAUAAAAUAUAAAGAAUUCUAAAUCUAACACGGCACCGUUCAAGUCUUAACAUCCAUGCUCUUGCUGUAGUAUUUCCAUUGAACUAAUUUCGGUGAAUUUAUGUCCUUGUAAAGCGAUACAACAACGUUAUGGUUCCUCAAUACAAGGUAGAUUCUGAAAUUAUAUUGCCGGCGAACUUAAAUAAUAAACAAAUUUGUGACGAAAUUAUUCGAAAGUGUUCACCAUCUCGUCGCCUGGAAUCACGAGAACUAGCUAAAAUACUUAUUCACCCUCAUAUUAGGGAGUUAUUACGUGCUCAUGAUGAAAUAGGACAAGUAUAUGAACAUAUCUAUAAAUCUGGACAGGAAACUUCAAAUAAGCUGCAAACUUUAUCCUCUCGUAAAAACGGUUACCUUUACUCUGCUGAAAUACUUUCAAAUAAAAUGCCAAUCGAAACAAUAAAAAUAGUUGGCCUUCGCCGUGUAGAAAAUAAAUCUUUGGGAUUCACAGUUGAAAUUAAUUCGCAAAAUUUUUUGUCGGUGGCGCGUAUACUUUCAGGUGGAAUUAUUGAUAAGCAAGGUCUAUUGAAUACAGGCGACGUAAUAUUAGAAGUUAAUGGAAUUGCAGUUAAUACACCUGAAGCUUUGCAGACAGAAGUUUCACGAUCUAAAGGAGAUCUUACCCUAAAAAUUGCACCACAUGUAGAUGAUGAAGUUGCAGAGAAAGGUGUUGUCAAUUGUCACUCAUUAGAUAAUCCGGGGAAAAAAAUGACAUGUUUUAUGCGUGCCUUAUUCGAUUAUAAUCCUUUUGAAGACUCUUUGUUACCAUGCAAGGAUAUUGGAUUGGCUUUUAACUCGGGUGACAUUUUACAGAUAUUGAGUGUAAAGGAUCCAAAUUGGUGGCAAGCGAAAAUUGUUAACGAUCAAACGGAGCGAAUCGGUUUAAUACCUUCACAAGAAUUGGAAGAAAGACGCAAAGCAUUUGUUUUACCUGAAGCUGAUUUCGCUCAUAAGAUAGGCAUAUGCGGAACAAGGGUUUCAAAGCGUAAGAAAAUAACUAUGUACAAAUCCAAAGCAAAUUGCGAAUUCGACAAAGCUGAUUUGUUAUUAUAUGAGGAGGUAACAAGAAUGCCACCAUUUCGAAGGAAAACUCUAGUCUUAAUUGGAGUUCCAGGAGUUGGCAGACGCACACUAAAAAAUCGUCUUAUCAAUAGUGAUCCCGAACGCUUUGGAACCGUUCUACCCCAUACUACUAGACCUAAACGACCACUUGAAGAAAAUGGUGACAGCUACUAUUUUACUAAUCGUGAACAAAUGGAAGAACAAAUAAAGCAAAAUGAAUUUCUUGAAUACGGCAGCUACAAUGGACAUUUAUAUGGUUUACAUUUGAAUUCUGUUAAUGAAGUAAUCGAGAGUGGUCGUAUGUGCAUAUUAGAUUGUGCUCCGAGCACAUUAAAAUUUCUUCAUAACAGUCAGCAGUUGAUGCCAUUUGUUAUAUUUAUCGCUGCUCCCGGAAUGGAACAGCUUAAACAAGUUUACUCUGAACGACGUGCAACAGGAUCUGUUAAAAGUUUAACAUUCGAUCGACAAUCAUCAAUUCGUUAUAGUUCUCGACGUGCGCGCACUCUGGAAUCACUUGCUUCCUUAUAUGAGGAAGAUGAUUUAAUUGCCACAGUUGAAGAAAGCUCUUUCUAUCAACGCCGAUAUGGCAAAUAUUUCGACAUGGUUAUAGUAAAUGAUGACUUUGACAGUUCUUUUCAACAAGUUGUGAAAGUACUCGACGAAAUGAGUCAUGAGGAGCAGUGGGUCCCUGUUAAUUGGAUAUAUUAAAACAAAAGGUCCAUUAUAGCCUUUUCGCACAGCCAAAUAAAUUUAGUACAUUAAGAUUAUAAUUGAAAAAUCAGGUUUUGCCUUUCGCAUAGCCGGCUACCCGAUUAACGAUCAGCUGUUUUUUUUUAUAAGAAGUUAGUAAGUUUCGUCAGCUGAGUGCUAUUUUACCAAUAAACACACCAAAUUUAUAGCGUGGUCAACAAUCCGCAGAGUUGAAUUCCAGUUCCAAGUCGCUUUAUAUUCUAUUAAGAAUGAACUAUGAUGAAUGAAAAUAAGAUUUUUAUUUUAUAUGAUAAAUCGAUCUAAAUCAGCGCUUUAAUCGUGCAAAGCAAAGCAAUUUAUUAAUUAACUCCUGUGCGAAAAGGCUAUUAAAGUCGAUUGAAUAUACAUUUUUAAGGAAAUUAGCACACCGCUAAAUAUGGCAUAAUUCGAUUCGUACCAUUACAUGUAUUAAAAAAAUACUUAUAAAUAAUUUUUUUUUUGUUUGGGAAAUAAAUUUUUCUUAAAUACUUUCACUAAAGAUAA